AUGAGCAAAUCAAACGAUCUUUCGCCUACAUCAAGUAGUGUGGAUUUGAAAGAAACGGUCGAUACUUCCAAAAUGACACCCCAAGAGGUCAAACUGCUUAAAAUGUACGGCAAACUACCAUCCAAGAAGGAUCUUUUCAAGCACAAGUUGCAAGAACGAAAAUAUUUCGAUAGCGGGGACUACGCACUAAAUAAAGCAGGGGUAAAAUCUGACGAUUUGCAAUCGAAUUCAAUAGGAAACAGUCAUUUACCAGUGACAAACCCUAGUGGUCUGAGAGAAAGUAUCAUCAAGAGGAGACUCAGUAGCAGUGCCGGGGCUAUGGACUCCCAGGACCUACAAAGACAAGGAAGCAUAUCCAGCGGGCCUCCGCCAAGAUCGCCCAACAAGUAG
Lachancea sp. 'fantastica' is the source of this 390-nucleotide messenger RNA. The record is from the annotation of a GenBank genome assembly. Lineage: Eukaryota; Fungi; Ascomycota; Saccharomycetes; Saccharomycetales; Saccharomycetaceae.